UUGGCCGCGCGUGGGGCGGUCGGUCUGGCCGCGGAGCCGGGGGGACAGCGCGCCGGGACGCGGAAGCUCAGCCGGAGCACCGCUCGGAGCGCGCGGCGGGUGCAGCGCAGGGUCCCGGGAUGCUGCGAGUCGCCAGCCGCCGCCCCGAGCCGCCCGCGGGACAUGUGGCCGCCGGGUCCCCGCUCCUGCUGCUCCUGCUGCUGCUGUCUUGUUGCGCGGACGCCUGCGGAGGUGCUCCAGUAUUACCUCAAGGAUUACAGCCUGAACAAGAAUUACAGUUGUGGAAUGAGAUAAAUGACGCUUGUUUGUCUUUGUUGUCCGUGCAUCCACAGCCUCAGGCAUCCAGUGCAUUGGAGGAGCUUUGCCUCACAAUUAUGGGGACUCUACCAAAGCCCCAGGAAACAGAUGAAAAAGAUAACACCAAAAGGUUCUUAUUUCAUUAUUCGAAGACUCGAAAGUUGGGCAAUUCAAAUGUUGUGUCGUCUGUCGUGCAUCCGCUGCUGCAGCUCGUCCCGCGACUGCAUGAGAGAAGGAUGAAGAGGUUCAGACUGGACGAAGAAUUCCAAGGUCCUAAUGCAAGCCAAAGUAGAAGAUACUUUUUAUUCAGGCCACGCAAUGGAAGAAGAUCAGAAGGUUACAUUUAAAAUGAAUGCCAGCUAUAUUCUGCAGAAUCAACGCUAUGGGAUAUAAAAUCUACUGACUUUUUUUUCUUUUCUUCUGAAAAGCAAUCCUUGCUAAGUUUAACAAGUUUGAGAAUCCCUGUGUUGUAAACAUUCUUAGUAAAAGUUGACUGAGAUUGUAAAUGUUUAAUUUAUUGAAAAUUAAAGAAGAAUCUUAAAAUA
Messenger RNA from Cervus elaphus (red deer), 842 nucleotides. It is a transcript of the gene NMU, whose product is annotated as neuromedin U. Gene Ontology annotation, biological process: regulation of smooth muscle contraction. Lineage: Eukaryota; Metazoa; Chordata; Mammalia; Artiodactyla; Cervidae. Bases 120 to 644 code for a protein of 174 amino acids. Gene Ontology annotation, molecular function: neuromedin U receptor binding. The record is from RefSeq and is a predicted model, not a curated record. The transcript has 10 exons.